Molecule: messenger RNA, 2151 nt
Organism: Eimeria mitis
Lineage: Eukaryota; Apicomplexa; Conoidasida; Eucoccidiorida; Eimeriidae
Product: dynamin-like protein, putative
Exons: 15
Coding region: 1-2151 (716 amino acids)
Cellular component (GO): cytoplasm; membrane; microtubule
Molecular function (GO): GTP binding; GTPase activity; microtubule binding
Source: RefSeq, a predicted model, not a curated record
AUGUACUGGGCCCCCGAGAUGGAGCAAUUAAUCCCCAUCAUGAAUCGUCUUCAGGACGCGCUCCUGACUCUGGGAAGCGGUGAUGGCGCAGCAUUUGAUCUGCCGCAGAUAGCAGUCGUAGGGGCUCAGUCUGUGGGGAAAUCUUCUGUCCUAGAGGCGGUGAUUGGCAAGGAUUUCCUUCCGCGAGGCACUGGUAUUGUCACGAGACGGCCCUUGAUACUUCAACUGCAACACACAUCUGGAACGACGGAAUGGGGGGAGUUCAGCCAUUCUCCAGGCCACCGGUUCACGGACUUUGCACAGAUAAGGAAGGAGAUUGAGAGGGAGACGGAAAGGGUGACGGGCCGCUCGAAGAACAUCUCCCCCAUUCCAAUUUGCCUCAAGAUUUUCUCGCCCAACGUUAUUGACUUGACGCUUGUCGAUUUGCCAGGCAUUACAAAAGUGCCUGUUGGGGAUCAGCCGUCAGACAUUGAGCUGCAAAUCCGCAAGAUAGUCUUGCAGUAUAUAAGUCAGCCCUCUUGUGUUAUCCUUGCCAUAACCGCGGCCAACACCGAUAUCGCCAAUUCCGACAGCCUCAAGAUCGCUCGAGAUGCUGACCCAGAAGGCAUUCGAACAAUCGGAGUGGUUACCAAAGUCGACACAAUGGAGGAAGGCUGUGACUGUGCUGACGUGCUUCUAGGGAAAGUCUACCCACUAAGAAGAGGUAUGAACGACUCUGACAUUGCUCUGCCGGUGCUCAGAUUUGUUGGCGUAGUGUGUAGAAGUCUCGCCCAGACACGAAAGCCCUCCACUCUGUAUUUCUUUUACUUGCACUUCGAAAGGGUCCCCCACGUAGAGUUCUUUACAUCCCUGAUUCAUGAAAACUCAAAACUGUGGGAGGGGAAAACGAUGCUAAUUUUCCAUGGUUCGCAUUUGGACAUAUUUUCACUGGUGAUCUUCUGGCUGCAGGUGCUGAUGCAGCAUAUCCGGGAAUCGUUGCCGGAGCUUCGUGAGAGGCUGCAGAAACGGCUUCAAGAGGCGGAAGCAGAGCUGGCUGGAUACGGGGAUCCACUGCUGGAAGCCAAAGGAAAUGCUGGGGCGUUGCUUUUACAUUUCUUUUCCAAGUUUGCUCGCAAUUUUCAGGAUGCAAUUGACGGGAAGCUGCAGUCUCAGCACUCCUCGGAUCAUUUGAUGGGCGGGGCGCGCAUAAAUUUCAUCUUCCAUGAUUGGUAUGGCAGGGCCUUGGCUGAAUUCGACCCGCUCAGCGGCCUCACCGAUCACGAAAUUCGCACUGCCAUCCGGAACGCUACGGGUCCCAAAGCUGCCCUAUUUGUGCCGGAAAGUGCAUUUGAAAUCCUGGUCAAGAAACAAAUCCAGCAGUUAGAGACUCCUUCGUUGCUUUGCGUCGAACAAGUGUAUGACGAACUGCAGAAGAUCGUCGAGAAAUCUGAACUUCCCGAGAUGUCUCGAUUCACGAAUCUCAGAGACCGCAUUCUGGAGGUCGUUUGUGGGGUGCUGAAGAGGUGCCUGGCCCCUACAAAUCAAAUGAUCCACAAUAUUAUCCAGAUUGAGCUGGCAUACAUAAAUACGAAUCAUCCAGACUUCAUGAGCAACAAAGCCCUUCCGGGACUCUUUGGGGACAGUAACUCCAGCAGACGCGAUUCCUAUUCGCCGGGAUUAGGAAGCUGCCUACAGCCUCCACUGCCUCCGCAACAGCAAAGUGUGAAGCCGUCUGCACCAUCGGAGAAGGAGCCACCGCCCUCUCCUCGAGGGGAAUUUGGUAGUGGAGGCAUCCGCAUGCCCGCAGUUCCGCCCGUUGUCGCGCCGUCAGAUAUCCCAUCCGACCGGGAGCAAAUAGAGACUGAACUUAUCAAGUCGUUGCUGUGGUCUUACUUCCAGAUUGUCAGGAAGAACGUUGCUGAUGCGGUUCCAAAGGCGAUCAUGUACUUUAUGGUGAACACGGCGAAGGAUGUGCUUCAGAGAGAGCUAGUAGCUCAACUGUACAGAGAAGAGCUCUUUGGGGAGCUCAUGAAGGAGGCUGGUGACAUCAGUGCGAAACGACAGCAAUGCAAGCAGCUUUUGAAAUCUAUACGGAGUGCACUUGAGAUUAUUUCUCAAGUGAGGGAGCUCGGGGCGGAGGACACUGCGUUGCCGGCCAGACGACACCUCUAG